GUUUGAUUUUGGAAUGGAUCUUCAAGCCAUCUUCAACUUGCACGCGGACCAGUUCAUGAAAAUGGGCUUACCUGCAUCGCUUCAGGUGAAGGCGCUCGAGAAGAUAAUUGACUCGUGUUAUGACUGUAGCAGUAGCUUGACCAUUGGUCUGAUUAGAAGCUCCUCUGAUGAUGAGGAAGAAGAAAGCAACAAAGAGUUGAUUCAAUAUGAAAUAAGCGCUUCGCAGGAUUUGGAACCAGAACAAGACGUUUACCUAAUUGAUAACUGGUUCACCUUCCCUCUGCGGAGAUUUGGGAAAAUGUUGAUAAAGGACCUGCUGCUUCUGGAUCGGGUAGAACAGCUGAUUGGAAUAAGUCCUUUAGGGGGAGGCGAAGAGGUGAGUGAGAAGAAUGGACACUGUGAGAAGCAUGAAAUGAAACCGGUGGAUGAGAGAAUCGAACAAGUGUACGAUCACAUGUGGAAGUUUGUAGGCAGCUAUUCUAUGCAGACUAAUACUAAUACGGUUGAUACUUCGGUGGAGACGAAAGAGGAGGCCAUGGAACCAGUGUGGUACUUCAUGGACCACUAUGGUACUCAUAUUGGACGAUCGAUUGAUAGUGACGAAACAAACGUGAGAAUAGCUCCUCUAAUCUUCAUACCAACUAUGGCCUCAUACUCGUUAAUGUGGAUCACAAAACCGAUUGGAGAAGGAGAGGCUCUAAUUCAACAGCACACUUAUGCUCUGAAGUCAGAGAGUAGUUUACUGAGGAGUGUCCAAAUGUUACCCUGGACUGGGAUGCCAGAGUUUGAAGAAGAGCCGCCCCUUCAUGAGCCCAAUUGGAGCGAGGUAGCAUUCCAUCGAUCUGAAAAUCUGCCAAUAAUUGACAAACAAGAGUUGCCCUUACAUUUCUACCCCGAAGACAAAGUCAUCACAGUUUAUACUGAGAAUCAGCAUGUGAAAAGCACGCUGAACUCGAAACAUUUUCGGCUUAUUGAACCGCUUUCAGAAACAGGCGAUUCGUCUAACGGAGAUUCGGCCACGAGCACGGGAGAGAAGCCAAGUGCGAUAGAUAUUAAAGCCGACGUACUAUUUCUACUGGAACACUUCAAGGAUUUCAAUCGGCUGAGAGAGAUGAAUAAAUUUGUGAAUCAGUUUCCAGGAGAACAUGUUAUGGUGUGUAAAGAUCUGUUAGCGGCGACACUCAGAAAAAUAUCGGGCGAUUAUUUUGAACAACCAGAUGAUAAGCCAGUUUAUCCUCCGUGGUUUCAAAAGACAUACAAUCUGUACUAUGAGUUGCCACGAUUUGUACAUGACUGGGAGAAAAGAGUUGAAAAUCCAGACGGCCCAGACAUGAACUUGUGGAUCCUGAAACCGUGGAACAUGUCCAGAGGAAUAGGCACCUAUGUUACUAACAACUUGGAUCAGAUCAUCAGAAUGUGUGAGAGCGACUUGCCUUUGAUUGCUCAGAAGUAUAUAGAGAGGCCUUUAUUGUUCUUCAGAGAGGAUUUGGAUUGCUUUGUGAAGUUUGACAUGCGAAUCCUAUUAGCUGUUCAAUCUGUGAAACCACUUCUUGCCUUCGCCUACAACCAAUUAUGGAUCAGAAUGGGAAACAUAGAGUACCAGCUGAAGAACUUCUUCGAAUACGAGAGACACUUUUCAGUUAUGAGUUACGUGUUGGGAGUGUCAUUCGCUCAUUCCAUGAAAUAUGAGGUGUUCAGGAAAAAGAUGGAAACAUUUUAUCCAAAUCUGAAUUGGGACCAAGUGAUAACCGAUUCUCACCUUGCAAUCAGACAAAUCUUGGAAGCGUCUGUGAAUCAAGGAUUAUACCAACUACCAAACUCAAGAGCUCUAUACGCCAUAGACCUUAUGGUCAAAUAUACAGACGAUAAUGAACUACAGCCAGUCAUUCUGGAAUCGAACUUUGCGCCGGAUAUCGGGACGUUUAUAAAACCGCAGUAUUACCCGAAUUUCUACAAUGAAGUUUUCGAACUGCUGUUUUUAAAUAAAUGGAGUGAAGACAAAUUUACGCAGAUUUGAGUUCCGAUGUUUGAUUGAAUUUUGAGUUAAUUGAUGGUUUUCGAAA
This is a messenger RNA of Symsagittifera roscoffensis, 2063 nucleotides long. RefSeq names its product tubulin--tyrosine ligase-like protein 12. The record is from RefSeq and is a predicted model, not a curated record. Bases 14 to 2017 code for a protein of 667 amino acids. Gene Ontology annotation, biological process: protein modification process. Gene Ontology annotation, cellular component: cytoplasm. Lineage: Eukaryota; Metazoa; Xenacoelomorpha; Acoela; Convolutidae. The transcript has 11 exons.